This is a messenger RNA of Esox lucius (northern pike), 1202 nucleotides long. RefSeq names its product FXYD domain-containing ion transport regulator 3. Gene Ontology annotation, biological process: regulation of sodium ion transmembrane transporter activity. Gene Ontology annotation, cellular component: membrane. The transcript has 8 exons. Gene Ontology annotation, molecular function: sodium channel regulator activity. The record is from RefSeq and is a predicted model, not a curated record. Lineage: Eukaryota; Metazoa; Chordata; Actinopteri; Esociformes; Esocidae. Bases 183 to 458 code for a protein of 91 amino acids.
CUCAGCCUAUUUUCAAACUGAGCCAACCUGUUGAGCGUCAGUGGAAAAGGGUGUUGGCGUAUGUCUGACUACAGUACAGUACAUUCGUCAAUUGUGUGGCGCUGCAAGCCCGAGAUUUCCUGACUUCUUGCCUCACAUCUCCAUUUGGCUUUAACGCGUGACGAGGUGAAAUAAAGGGAAAGAUGGAAAAGAUAUCAGUGCUGCUGUUAUUGACACCAGUUUUGUCCCUUGUGUUUGCAGAGGAGCAAAAAGAAAUGGAAGAGGAUGAUCCAUUUACCUUUGAUUAUCACAGGCUACGUGUUGGAGGGCUGAUCCUGGCAGCAGUUCUGUGUCUGAUCGGCAUCACCAUCCUCUUCAGUGGACACUGCAGAUGCAAGUUCAACCAGGACAAAAGGAGAACAGGAAGCAAUGGCGCCACCCAGCCACUAAAUGACCAAGCUCAUGCCAGUGAAUGCUAGGAACCAAACACCCAAAUUGCAGCAAAUGAAAUAAACCUCCUGGGUCUGCAACAAUCAAGAGAUAUUCAUGGAUGGGUGUAGUAGGACCCUUUUUGGUCCAGUGGAGACUUUGGAGUUGUUUUUAGAGUGGUGCUGUCUUCACAAGCGAGAGGUGGUACUGUGCCAGAGGAGAUCAAUGUGCUGCUUUUACCUGUGUAGUUUUUCUACCUACCGCACAUUACUCCUGUUUCUGCUUCGCUAAAUACUCACUGUAACAAUGAGCGAGCACACACAGACAGACAAAGCUGCACACGUUUCCCAAUAUUCUUUGUAUUUAAACAGAUAACGAAAAGAAAUGCUUUGUGUCGACUCAUUAUUUUAUUGCCAUGUUUCUCAACUUUGCUCCCCCUGUAUGUAGAAUGUGUUAUUUCAGGGUUGGCUCCAGGCAAAUGCAAUGUAAGCAGCCUAAAUUGUAUCUUUCUCUUUCAUCUGUCAAAGCAAGGCACAUUUAUUUGUAUAACAGGUUUCAUACACAGGGGCAGUUCAAAGUGCUAGCUGACAUUAUGUAGCAGUCAGAAAUGCCUGAGUAAUUUGCAUAUCCUACUUGUUGAAAAUUCAAAGUGCAAGUAUUAUAAUUUUUUUCAGAUCUCAAAAAGUUACUGUUCUGAAUUGUUGCAGGGUCUGGGUAACAGAGAGUUUCGCCUGAAUGGCCUUGGUCAAAGUUCUGACCAAGGCCAUUCAGCCAUUUAAGCCCUAAAAAAGAAC